CUACAGCGGACGGGAGCCGGUCGGCUGAGGGCAGCGCGCAGGGUCGCGGGUGGAGGGGUCUCCGGCCCUCCGAGGGCCAGGCGGCGGUGGCAGCUCCGGGAGGGAGGUUCGGGCCGAGGCUGAGCCCGGUCCCGGGGCCUCAGUCCUGCCGCUGCUUUUCUCCGGGGCGGCGCGGCCCGGCCUCGAGGGGUGAGUGCGAUUCUGGUGAGCUCAGGUAGCACCAGGGUAGCCGCUUCCCGGCCCCGGCGCGGGGCUCGACAGCCGCCAGCGGCGGGGGCCAGGACUCGGCGCCGCUCCCGCGCUGCCCGCCGGGGUGGGCGAGACCCGCGGCUGGCACGGAUGACCUCCUGCGGGCGGCCGGGGGCUGCUGGCCAGGACGGAUCCAUGAAAACCAGGUGAGCCCUCUGCUGAGGGAACGAACACUCUGUGCUUCCAGGUCAGGGAAACAUGUCCCGUCGGAAACAGACCACUCCUAACAAAGUUCACUGGAUUGUAAGAAGAGAAACUGAGCUCUGUGCGUCAGGGGAGCUGGCUGUGUCCUGGCAUGGCAGGACAGGGAUAGGCUUGAACAAACAACUGAUGCUGUAAAGGGUCCGGACUCGCAUCAGCAGGUACAAGAGGCUGGUGUUGCAGAGUAGGCAAGCAGAGAGGUUACUUAAAUGCUUUCUGAGAGGUGACUUCAGAGGUUCUGCACAGCGCAGGGGAACAAGUCUUUGCAGGGCUGGAGGAGCAAGCCCGCCAAGCCAUGAUGAAAAACAACUUUCCUGGAGCUCUUGGGGACCAAAGGCCAGCCAUUCAUCCACUGCAAGACCCCGACUCCAGCAGCAGUGGCAGUGAUGAUGAGGAAACCACCCAGGAUGAAGUUUCUUCCCAUACAUCUGAGGAGGAUGGCUCAAUGGUGAAAGUGAAGAAAGAAUUAGAAAAUGCAGAACAACCUGUGGCUGGAACCCCACUGAUGAGAGAAAAUGAGGUGCCGGAGAGUUUGAAUGCUGACCCUAUGGUGGGACUGUCACAGUGCCCCCUCUGCCAGAUGGAGUGUGGAAGCAGAGAGCAGCUUAUUGCUCAUGUAUACCAGCACACUGCAGCUGUGGUGAGUGCCAAGAGCUACAUGUGUCCUGUAUGCGGCAGAGCCCUCAGCUCACCGGGAUCCCUUGGGCGACAUCUCCUGAUCCACUCAGAGGACCAGCUGUCAAACUGUGCAGUGUGUGGAGCACGCUUCACCAGCCACGCCACAUUCAACAGCGAGAAGCUGCCAGAGGUGCUCAGUGCAGAUCGCCUGCCAGCACCACAGAGCGAGGGCCCCUCCAGUGUUGAGGGGAAAGACAUUGCCUUUCACACCCCUGUGUAUCCUGCAGGCAUCCUCCUAGUGUGCAAUAACUGUGCUGCUUAUCGUAAGCUGCUGGAGGCACAGACACCUGGCAUGCGAAAGUGGGCACUUCGUCGGCAGAACGAGCCCUUGGAAGUGCGGCUGCAGCGCCUGGAGCGGGAGCGUACGGCCAAGAAGAGCCGGCGGGACAAUGAGACACCUGAAGAGCGGGAAGUGAGGCGUAUGCGGGAUCGAGAAGCUAAGCGCCUGCAGCGCAUGCAAGAGACAGAUGAGCAAAGGGCACGGCGGCUGCAGAGAGACCGGGAAGCCAUGCGACUGAAACGUGCAAAUGAGACCCCAGAGAAACGACAGGCCCGGCUCAUCCGGGAGCGUGAGGCCAAGAGGCUCAAGCGGCGCCUGGAGAAAAUGGACAUGAUGCUCCGGGCACAGUUUGGCCAGGACCCCUCUGCCAUGGCUGCUUUGGCAGCUGAAAUGAACUUUUUCCAGCUGCCAGUGAGCAAUGUGGAGCUGGAGAGCCAGCUGCUGGGCAAAAUGACCUUUGAGGAGCAGAGCAACAGUGCACUGCAUUAAGCUACAGCCAAGGACUGUGCCACUUCUGCUGCACCUGCCACAGGUGCACUAGCAGCCUUCGACAUUCAGGAGGCUGCUGUGGGUCCCUGGCUGACUCUCCCUGACAGAUGGUUCUGGAUUUCUCCUGGAAAUAGGAGAAUAAUGGAGCUGAGAGAUGUCUGCCAAAGUAGCUCUGGUGGGAGCAGAUUCUGAGGAUACAGACUGCUCUGGGGGCCAAGUCACAGCCUGUGAACAGAGAGAAAAUAAAUUAAUGCUCACA
Molecule: messenger RNA, 2156 nt
Organism: Falco peregrinus (peregrine falcon)
Lineage: Eukaryota; Metazoa; Chordata; Aves; Falconiformes; Falconidae
Gene: ZNF821
Product: zinc finger protein 821
Exons: 10
Coding region: 746-1897 (383 amino acids)
Biological process (GO): regulation of transcription by RNA polymerase II
Molecular function (GO): RNA polymerase II cis-regulatory region sequence-specific DNA binding; DNA-binding transcription factor activity, RNA polymerase II-specific
Source: RefSeq, a predicted model, not a curated record